AUGAAAAAUAACACUUUUAACAAUAAUUUAUUUAAAAUUUUAAAAAAAUAUAGCACUUCUUACAUUCAAUUUGCUAAUAAUAAACAAAAUAUAAAAAAAUUCAGUAAUUUAAAGAACAUAGAUUUAAGAAAAAAUUCUCUUACAAAAAAAAUAGAAAUAUUUAUAGAUGAUAAAAUACUAUUAACUAAUAGCAAAAAUGUUUUUGCAUUGGAAAGCUUUGACUUGUGUUUCUUAAUAAAAUUAGAAUUAUUAAGAAACAAAAGUGAAAUGGAUAUUUUAAAAAUGCCUAUAACAUUGUUUUCCAAUAACCUAAUUGAUUUUAUAAAUAUAAGUAAAGGUAACAAAAUAUUAAAAAGAUGUAAUAAUAAAGAAAAUUAUUUUCUAAAUAAUGUCACAAAUAAUUUGAGCGAUUCACAAAAUUCUGAAUAUGAUAAAAUAAAUGGUAGAAUUGUUAACGAAAUGGAUACUAAUGAAAAAAAUAAAUCUAAACAAGAUUGUAUUAUUGAAAAAAAUAUCUUAUUUUCCAAAAAUACAUAUUAUGAAAACAAUGCAUAUAAAAAUAAUUUCUAUCAAAACAAUUUAACAGACACUCAUUCGAAUAAUGAUAAAAAUAUGGAUAACUCUAAUUCCUUUGAAACAGAAAGAACACUCAUAGAAAAUAAAAUUUAUGAAAAUUUUAAAAAUGAUUUAAUUUUUUAUAGUAAUAAUGAAAAAAAUUUGUUAAAUACAGAUAAGAAAUGUUUAGAAAAUUUCGUAUGUUUACCUAAUAGCGUAAAUUAUAUUGAAAAUUAUAAAAUUAACAACCUAUAUGAGGAAGAAAGUGAUGUAUUCAGUAAAUUUUUAAAAAUGUUUGAACAAAUUCAUGAAGUAAAAUUAAAUAAAGCUAAAAACUUUGAAACACCUGUUCAGAAUAAAAAUGCUCAGGAAAAAGUGCAAACUUUAAUUAAAAAUAUGAAUGAUUCAGAAAUUUUUAUUUUUUACAAAUGCACACAAAUUUUAAACUCUUUUAUAUUUACAUAUUUAUUUCUUAAUAACUUUUUAAAUUAUAAAGAAGUAUAUCGUUAUUGCAAUUUAGAAUAUAUAUAUCAAUUUUUUAAAUGGGGAUAUGUUUUCGACAUAAAUAUUAUAAAAGACUCUAAUGCGCUGUUGAUGUUAUCAUCUUUGCGCUUAAUUAACAACAUUUUAAAAAAGGAAAAAACGUAA
Molecule: messenger RNA, 1203 nt
Organism: Plasmodium gallinaceum
Lineage: Eukaryota; Apicomplexa; Aconoidasida; Haemosporida; Plasmodiidae
Product: conserved Plasmodium protein, unknown function
Exons: 1
Coding region: 1-1203 (400 amino acids)
Biological process (GO): mitochondrial proton-transporting ATP synthase complex assembly
Cellular component (GO): mitochondrion
Source: RefSeq, a predicted model, not a curated record